CCUGAGCAGGAUUCGAUUUCAUGUCAGCAGCCCUCCCCAGCCUUCCCAAAAUAAGCCUCCACGGGCAGCCAUCGCGGGGAAAGCGAGGAGCCGAUAUUUUUAGGGCCGGUGAUUGCGACCACGUGCCCGGCCGGGGGGGAGGCGGACGGUCCCAGCCAGAGGCUGCUCCCGGCCAUGGCCCACGGAGCCGGGGUCCCGACUACCUUCCCGGCGCUGCUGGUCCUGGGCCUGCUGGCCAGCACGGCGGGCGCCCGGGCGCCGGGAGGCCGGCCGGCCCUGGCAGCCGGGCCUGGGGCCGGGCUGGCCGGGGGCCGCGGCUGGGAGAGAGACUACUGGACAGGGGUGCGGAGGCGGCGGAGGCUGUACUGCGGCGUGGGCAUCGGCUUCCACCUCCAGGUCCACCCAGACGGACGGGUCAGCGGGACCCACCACGAGAGUCCCUACAGCCUGCUGGAGAUUUCGGCGGUCGAGCGAGGUGUGGUCAGCCUGUAUGGAGUGGAAAGUCUCCUGUUUGUCGCCAUGGACAAGAGAGGGCGAUUGUACGGCUCGGCCGGGUUCCAGGAAGAGUGCAAGUUCCGGGAGACCCUCCUGCCCAACCACUACAACGCCUACGAGUCCAGCCCGCACCGGGGCAGCUUCAUCGCCCUCAGCAAGCGCGGCCGGCCCAAGCGCGGGACCAAGGUGUCUCCUGCCAUGACCGUCACGCACUUUCUGCCCCGGCUCUGAGGCCAUGGGGGCCGGGAGGGGACGGGACCUUGAGGACUUUUUCACGCCCAUUGACCCGUCCGGCUCCGGCCCCCCACCCACGGUUUUCCUUUCCUCGCCAGGCGGGUACCGGUAAUCAAAGCCCCUCCCCUUUGUGACCUUUCCACUCCCCCCUCCCCGCUGCCUCCGGAGCGCCCAGUGGGACCGGAGCCCAGCCGGACCCCGAGGAGGAGCGGGAUGAGGAGGGAGUGGUGUGUGCUGACUGUGGGGCGGGUGGAGGCGUCCAUACGUUGAGUUCUAUAAGCUUAGAUGAAAGAGUUAAGACCCCCCCCCCCCCCCCCCCUCACAUACACACACAGAGCACGUAGGUCAGACUUUAUU
This is a messenger RNA of Tachyglossus aculeatus (Australian echidna), 1086 nucleotides long. RefSeq names its product fibroblast growth factor 6 (gene FGF6). Gene Ontology annotation, cellular component: cytoplasm. Lineage: Eukaryota; Metazoa; Chordata; Mammalia; Monotremata; Tachyglossidae. Gene Ontology annotation, molecular function: growth factor activity; fibroblast growth factor receptor binding. Gene Ontology annotation, biological process: cell differentiation; animal organ morphogenesis; regulation of cell migration. The record is from RefSeq and is a predicted model, not a curated record. The transcript has 3 exons. The coding region runs from base 175 to 726 and encodes 183 amino acids.